GGGCCUGGCUGAGGGGUCCCCGGGCGCAGCACCCCCCCCCGCCCCGGGCCGCGCAGGCUGCGGGGAUGGCGGCGGGAGCCGGGGGCAGCCCCCCGGGGAAGCCGGAAAGCAGCCGGUGCGGCGGCGGCGAGCUCCAGCCCCCCCGGGCGGGGCGGGUCGGGAGGGCUCCGCCGCCGGUGUGGGUCGCUGGGGUGGCCCCGCGGGGCCCGGGGUGUUGCCGCGGGACGGUCGCUGCCCGCCGAGGUCUGUCCCGUUGGGUUCGGAAGAGUCUUUCCGUGUGUCGCCACCGCUGCUAACGGAACCCCGGGACGGGCCGGAGGUGCUGCGGGGCCCAGGAGAUGGUGCAGGGUGAAGAGCACAGCUGAAGAGCCUCCCAGCGCUGCUGCCCCCAGCGCUUCAUGCAGCAGCAGGCCACAGCUGAUGCCCUCAGCUCAGCCUGCCAUGGAGGGGGGGCACAACUAUCCCCAGCACCAGCACCAGCAGCCUGGCAGUGCCCUCUACAGCUUCCCGGGGCUGUGCUCCCAGCUUGCCUUGCCAGCCGUGGAGAACUCCAUCCUGGCUGCUGAUUCCUGGAGUAGCUGCUACUCUGCCACCUUCCCAGCCUCCUCCUUCCCAAGUGAAAACCAGCAAUAUUUUAACCCCCCCCCGGAUUUUUACACCACCCCCAUCAGCAGAGCACAUUUCUUGGACACAAACUAUGCAGCUGUGGACCCUGCUGACCUACCCAAAAAUGGAGACUUUGCUCAGGACUCUUCAUACCUCGAUGAACCCUCCCACAACAACUCCCUCUUCUCCUCCCCUGCCGACUCCCUCUCCGACAUCGUGGAUCCCAAGGACUUCCUGCUGGCUGACAGCCUCACCCAUGUGCCAACCCUCUUUGAUGUGAGCACUCCACAGCACAACCAGCUGGAGCUGCUCUCAGCCAGCAGACCCUUCCCUGGCCUGAACACUUCCAACGACCAUGGCACUGCUGUCCCCAGCACCCCACUCCUCAUCAGCUACCAGUCUCAGGCUCCUGCAGAGGAGGAGGAUGAAGGGGAGGAGGAAGAAACAGAAGAGUUGGGGCAAACAGAGACCUAUGCAGAGUACAUCCCUUCGAAGUCCAAGAUUGGGAAGCACCACCCUGACCUGGUGGUGGAAACCAGCACCCUGUCCAGUGUGCCCCCUCCUGACAUCACCUACAGCCUGGCCCUGCCCCACGCUGUGGCUGACAAAGGCUCCCUCUCUGCACUACAGCUGGAAGCCAUCAUUUAUGCCUGCCAGCAACACGAGGUUCUGCUCCCCAGCGGGCAGCGAGCUGGGUUCCUCAUCGGGGAUGGUGCUGGAGUCGGCAAGGGCAGGACCGUGGCAGGCAUCAUCUUUGAGAACUAUCUGAGGGGGAGGAGGAAGGCUCUGUGGUUCAGUGUCUCAAAUGAUCUUAAGUAUGAUGCUGAGAGGGACCUGAAGGACAUUGAAGCCUCCCACAUUCCUGUGCAUGCUUUGAAUAAGAUCAAGUACGGGGACACUGCUACCUCAGAGGGAGUUCUCUUUGCCACCUACUCGGCGCUGAUCGGCGAGAGCCAGGCGGGAGGGCAGCACAGGACACGCUUGAAGCAGAUCCUGGACUGGUGCAGGGAGAACUUCGAAGGAGUUAUUGUGUUUGAUGAGUGCCACAAGGCCAAGAAUGCCAGCUCCACCAAGAUGGGCAAAGCAGUGCUGGACCUGCAGAACAAGCUGCCUCGAGCAAGGGUGGUCUAUGCCAGUGCCACAGGAGCCUCUGAGCCCAAGAACAUGAUCUACAUGAGCCGCUUGGGCAUCUGGGGCGAGGGCACUCCCUUCAGAGCCUUCGAGGAGUUCCUGCAUGCCAUCGAGAAGAGGGGAGUUGGUGCCAUGGAGAUCGUGGCCAUGGACAUGAAGGUCAGUGGGAUGUACAUUGCCAGGCAGCUCAGCUUCACUGGAGUCACCUUCAGGAUCGAGGAGAUCCCUCUGGAUCAGCACUACAAGGCUGUCUAUGACAAGGCAGCCAAGCUGUGGGCAGAGGCCCUGGCAGUGUUCCAGCAGGCAGCAGACUGGCUGGGGCUGGAGUCGCGCAAGUCGCUGUGGGGGCAGUUCUGGGCUGCUCACCAACGCUUCUUCAAGUACCUCUGCAUCGCCGCCAAGGUGCGCAGGCUGGUGGAGCUGGCCCAGGAGGAGCUGCAGAAGGACAAGUGCAUCGUCAUCGGCCUGCAGUCCACAGGGGAGGCUCGCACCAGAGAAGUCCUGGAUGAGAAUGAUGGACACCUAAACUGCUUUGUGUCUGCUGCAGAAGGCGUCUUCCUCUCCCUCAUUCAGAAGCACUUCCCUUCAGCCAAAAGAAAGAGGGACAGAGGAGCUGGCAUUAAGAGAAAACGGAGGCAGAGAGGUCGCUGCCCCAGGGCGCUGAAGGCUCUCUGCGAGCCCGUGGGGGUCAUCAAGAUCAGCGACGACAGCAGCACCGACUCCGACCUGGGGCUGGACAGCGACUUCAACUCCUCCCCCGAGUCCCUCUUCGAGACCGACGAAGUCAUCCUGGUGGAGCACAGCUGCAAUGGCUUCGUGCCCGAGGACAGGGGUAACUUCCAGAUGCUGCCCUGCCAGAGAGAGCUGCAGGGCCUGAGGGAGCUGGAGCAGGUGGAGAAGAUGAAGCAGGAGCUGCUGGCAAAAGUCAGAGCCCUGGGCAAAGAGCUACCUCUCAACACCUUGGAUGAACUCAUCAACCACUUUGGGGGCCCAGAGCAUGUGGCUGAGAUGACAGGCAGGAAGGGUCGAGUGGUCAGCAGGGCUGAUGGCUCCGUGGUGUUCGAGUCCCGUGCUGAGCAGGGCCUCUCCAUAGACCAUGUGAACCUGAAGGAGAAGGAGAGGUUCAUGAAGGGGGAAAAGCUCGUAGCCAUCAUCUCGGAGGCCUCCAGCUCGGGGAUCUCCCUGCAGGCCGACAGGAGGGUGAGGAACCAGCGGCGCAGAGUGCACAUGACGCUGGAGCUGCCCUGGAGCGCCGACAGAGCCAUACAGCAGUUCGGUAGAACACACAGAUCCAACCAGGUUUCAGCUCCAGAAUAUGUCUUCCUCAUCUCUGAGCUGGCAGGGGAGAGAAGGUUUGCAUCCAUCGUGGCAAAGCGUCUGGAGAGCCUGGGUGCCUUAACUCACGGCGAUCGUCGAGCCACCGAGUCCCGGGACCUCAGCAAGUACAACUUCGAGAACAAGUAUGGGGCUAAAGCUCUGGACAGAGUCCUCUCCACCAUCCUCAGCCACACUGAGAACAGAGUUCCUGUGCCCAAGAGCUAUGCCAGGGGUGAAGCUGCCUUCUUCCAGGAGAUGAAGCAAGGCCUCAUCUCCGUGGGGAUCUUCUGCCAUCAGAGCAAGUGUGGCAUGGUCACAGUGGAGAAAGACUGCUCCAUCACCAAGUUCCUGAACCGCAUCCUGGGGCUGGAGGUGGACAAACAGAAUUUGCUCUUCCAGUAUUUCUCUGACACCUUUGACUACCUGAUUGAGAAGGACAAGAAGGAAGGCAAAUAUGAUAUGGGCAUCCUAGAUUUGGCCCCAGGAGUGGAUGAGAUCUAUGAGGAGAGCAAAGAGGUCUUCCUGACCCCCGGGCACCCCCAGGAUGGGCAGGUUGUCUUUUAUAAGAUCAGUGUCGACAGAGGCUUGAAGUGGGAGGAAGCCUAUGAGAAGUCACUCAAGCUGACAGGACCCCAUGAGGGCUUCUACCUCUCCCUCAAGGUGCGAGGCUGCAAGCACACCUGCCUGCUGGCAGAGCAGAGCCGGGGCAGGAGCUUCAUCCUCUACAAGCCCAACAUCGGCAAGCAGAGCCAGCCUGAGAGCCUGGACAGCCUGCAGAAGAAGUACAGAAAGGUGCUGCCUGAGGAAGCCAAGCAGCACUGGGAGGGCAGCUAUGACUUCUCCUUGAGGAACUGCAACCAUGCUGCCUGGAACAAGCACUGCAAGCUGGUGCAGGAGGGCAAGGAGUGCUUCCAGGGCAUGCGCCUGCGCCACUACUACAUGUUGUGUGGGGCCCUGCUGAGGGUCUGGAGCAGGAUUGCCAACAUCAUGGCAGAGGUCACCAGCAGCAGCUACCUGCAGAUCGUCCGCCUCAAGACCAAGGAGAAGAAGAAACAAGUUGGGAUAAAGAUCCCCGAGAGCUGCGUGCGCAGGGUGCUGGAGGAGCUGAAGCAGAUGGACGAGAACGUGAAGCGCAAGCACCGGCGCCUGCUGCAGGAGCAGAGCUCGCAGCUGCCCCUGCCCCUGCUGCCGCAGCCCCUGGACCUCCCCCCGGCAGGGCCUGCCCUGCCCGCCCUGCCCAGGCCCCCCCUGCGCCAGGACGAGGUCGUGGACCUGACCUACAGCAGCAUCCCCGAGGCGGUGCUGAGCCCGGAGCCCAGUGCCUUGCGCUUCCCCCCCGAGCCCCCGCCCCGCCCGCACCAGCAGCGCUCCCUGCCCUUCGGCUUCAGCCACCGCUCUGCCUUCGACAGCGCAGCCCCCGGCCUGGAGGGGACCCUCCCUCUGCAGGAACACCUCCCCCUGCCCCAGCAGGGACCCCUGCAGGCCCUGCAGCAGCAGCAGCAGGAAGACUUCGUCCCACAGGAUGGGAACAUCAACUUCAGGGAGAUCCUGGAGGACAUGCUGAGGACGUUCAACGGAGCCCCCCAGGAGAGCCUGCUCCCCCCGGAGCGCCAGAGUGUGAUCCAGUUCAGUGGGCCCUUCCCUGACUUCUGACAGCCCAGCCCGGGCUGCAGCCCCUGCAGUGCUCAGCCCCCAGCAGCCAGGUGAGAGCUGGGGGCAGGCUCAGCUGCGCUCCUGCCUCGGGCCUGGUCCUUGUCUGGUUCAGAGGGGAGACGACAAAAACCCAAAGCAAACAACAAACCAAGGCCCCAGCCCAGAGCUCCCGAGAGCAGAGUGUGCUUGUGCCUGCUGCCCUGCCAGCUUCCUGUGCUCAGGGGGCACUGGGGUGCUGCCAGCUGCCAGCUGCUCUGGCCUCUGGUGGUCUCUGCUGGGUUUGAGUCCUGCCCAGAGGCUUCUGCCCAUGUAGGACCCGGGGGAGAUGUCCUCUCCCUCUCUGCCCUUCCCCCUGCAGACUACUGAGUCCUGCCCUCCCCCCAGCCCAGAGCUCUGCAGCUGCUGCCCCCCGAGCUGGGCAGGGGCAUCUCUGGUGCCCAGAAUGUCCCAGUGCCCAGGCUGCUGCUGCAGGUCCAUUGCUGAGGGGUGAGAGCUCAGCUGCCCCCUCACCAGGAGCUGCCUGACCAAACUGUCUGCCUGGGCUGCUGCCAGCCCUUCACAGCCCUGCUGUGGACCUGAGCCUGCUCUGGAGGGCUGGGCCCGAAGGCAGGGGGAGGGGAGUGGAGCCCCCAGGGAGUCCUCUCUGCCCCUCUGCGCAGGGCUGAGCAGGCACAGCCGAGGCAGCAGGACAGAGCCUGCUCUGCCCUCCCCGGGAAGGGACAGGGACCCUCGGGGGCUGCCUCAGCCCCCCGGGGGAGGGCAGGAGGGCUGCACCCCCCCCUCCUGUGUCAGUCUGGUGGCAGAGCUGAUGGCUUGGUGGGAGCUCAGCCACGCUGGGGCCGUGGGGGCUGCCCUGGGGCCGUGGGGGCUGCCCUGGGGGCUGCGUGCCCCAGCAGCCUGCCCUGCACUUUAGCCCUGCCAGGCUGCUGGGGCUGCCUCCAGUGUCACCUGCUGCUGGCACGUCCCUGUCCCCUGUCUGUCCCACUGGCCCUGCUCUGCCAGGGCUCGUCCUUGGCUGGGCCAGGGACACAGACCCAGGUGCCCAGCUCUGGGCCAGCCCUGCCUGCUGCUGCCCUUGGCAAAAGCUGCCCCCGAAGGGAGGCUUCCCCUGGCGAGUGCCAGCCUGGGGCCACUCCUGCUGCAAACCAAAGAGCAAAGUCCUGCUUUGCAAGCACUGCCUCAGCCACCAGCCCUGGCCCAGCACCCCCAGCCCUGGCCCAGCAGCAGCUCACCUCGGCAGGUCCGUGGGAGCCUUUUUCUCUCCCUGCUCUCAGCUGGGGCCUGGCAGGAAGCUGCCUGCUGGUGAGAAUCCUCCAGCCCUGGCAGCUGCCCCAGCAGCUCCUCUCUGGCUUUUGUUCUUUGCCUCAAGGCUUCAAAGUAUUCCCAAAGCUGGCCCCAGGAUGCUUUCAGGUGAAGGGCAUGAGCCCUGCCCUGGCUGUCCUUGGAGGGCACCUGGGCAAGGGCAUCCUGCCAGGAGAGGCCUCAGCUGGGGUCCACCAGAGCCUUGGCAGGUCAGGGCUGGAGCUGUGUCCCCUCCGGGGCUCAGGGUCUGGCUGAGCUCCCUGUUUGCUGCUGGGAGGUGUCCCCUUGGUGCCCCUGCUGCUGCCAAGGUGGGGGCUGCCUCCCCUGGCCUCUCCAGACCAAGGACUUGCCCCGGGUCGUGCCCCUGUGGGCUCAGGUUUGGGGUCACACUGGUCCCUGCCCCUCGUUUGGGGGCUUCUCUUUAACUCCCACCCUCCCCAGCUGGCAUCUGCCCCCCUGCAGCCCCCCUGGGAGGGCUUUUUACUGCGCUCAAGGAAACCUCCUUACCUCAGAGCAGACACCAAAGAAGGGGGUGGGGAGGGGGGGAGCUGCUGCCAGCUGCCCCAGGGCUCUGCUGCUGUGCUGCCAGCAGCCUCCUGCCGGCCCUGGGCAGUGCUCCCCACACAACCUCCCCUCCCCCAGCAAAGAUCCAGCCCCCAGAGCUCUUCCACGUCCUGCUUUGUCCACUUGCUGCAUUUCCAAUGUGGGGAGGGGGAGAGAAAAGGACUUGGCCAGGGCAGGGGGGAGGGAAAAAAAAAUCCCAUUUCAGAGAAGCUUCAACUCAGGAACAGGAGGAGGAUUCCUCCUCCCCCAGCCACAUCUCCUCCUGGAGCCUCACCUCUGCCUUCCUCCCUCCUAGAACAAAAAUAUGCAACCCCCUCCCUCCCCAGGCCCCUUCCCCUCAGCUCUGCAAGGACAGAGAGCACCUUGGAGGAAGCUUUUUUUCCCCCUCCUCCUCCUCCUCCUCCUCCUCCUCCUCCUUCCCCUUUGCCCCCAUCCUGUGUGGGUUUUGUUUUUUGGUCAGGGUUAAUAAUACCUAAGGAGAAUCUUUGAACUAAAUUAUUCUGCAGUCCUACUGAUCGUUUGUGCUCGGGAAUGAGCUCCCUCGGCCUCUCCUUUGGCUUCACCUCCCUCACCCCUCCUCUUUGGGUCGUUUUUGGCACUUUUCCCACCUGCUUCUCCUCGGCCUUCGGGGUGGUUGUUGUGUUUUCUAUGUGUAUUUAUACUGCAUCGAGAUGUAUAUAUGUAAAGAGAUGGGGCUGGAGGGGGGAGGAUGGGGAGCAAGGGCAGGGAGUUUGGGGUUAUUUUAGCCUAUGUGCCUUGGACUAAGAAUUCCUCCAUUUUCUACUUGCCUCAGAA
Messenger RNA from Pogoniulus pusillus (Red-fronted tinkerbird), 7368 nucleotides. It is a transcript of the gene SBNO2, whose product is annotated as strawberry notch homolog 2. NCBI's taxonomy places the organism in Eukaryota, Metazoa, Chordata, Aves, Piciformes, Lybiidae. The coding region runs from base 421 to 4707 and encodes 1428 amino acids. Gene Ontology annotation, cellular component: nucleus. The transcript has 32 exons. Gene Ontology annotation, molecular function: histone binding; chromatin DNA binding. Gene Ontology annotation, biological process: osteoclast differentiation; positive regulation of transcription by RNA polymerase II; cellular response to interleukin-6. The record is from RefSeq and is a predicted model, not a curated record.